Molecule: messenger RNA, 1209 nt
Organism: Salvia miltiorrhiza (redroot sage)
Lineage: Eukaryota; Viridiplantae; Streptophyta; Magnoliopsida; Lamiales; Lamiaceae
Exons: 1
Coding region: 1-1209 (402 amino acids)
Source: RefSeq, a predicted model, not a curated record
AUGCUUGCCAAGGUGAACGUGAAUCUGCCCCUCCUGGAUGUGAUCAGAAAAGUCCCAGCGUAUGUGAAGUUUUUUAAGGAGUUAGUCUCCAACAAGCGGAAGUUCGAGGACAAUGAGAAGGUUCUGGUCUUAGAAAUUGCGAACUCGAUCAUACAGCAGCCUCUGCCACCAAAGCAACGCGACCCAGGUAGCUUCGUGAUUAAAAUUGCUUUAGGAAAUGGUAAGGAAGCUACGGGAAUGUUAGAUUUGGGUGCUGGAAUUAACCUUAUGCCUUACUCUAUUUUCAAACAAUUAGAGUUAGGUGAUUUGAAACCCACCCGCAUGUGUCUACAACUCGCCGAUAGGUCCGUUAGAUACCCCUGUGGGAUCAUAGAGGAUGUUUUAGUGAAUGUUGGGGGCUUGAUUAUUCCCGUAGAUUUUGUGGUUCUCGACAUUGGGGAGGUGCAUGAAAAUGGUGUAGAGCACACACUACUGUUAGGAAGACCGUUUAUGGCAACCACUAACACCUUAAUUGAUGUUAAGGAUGGAAAUAUUAAAAUGACUGUGUUAGGGGAGUCAGUGUCUUUCUCUGUGCAUGAUAGUCGUGCUAUGCCUUCUGCAAAUUUUAUCAACGAAUGCUCCUUUAUAGAUCCUAUUGAUGGCUUGGUUGAGAAGGUAUUUUUACAGGAGCAGGAGUGUGUGGAAGUCUGUGCUGGAUCGACAGACAUGGAAGAGCUAGCUCGGGAAGCUAAAGAGUUCAGCUCUCCACUGCCCAGCGCUGCCCCCUUCAGCUCUGCAACCUUCAGCUCUCCACUGCCCAGCGCUGCACCCUUCAGCUCAGCUAUGCCGAGCUCUGUGCUGCCCCGCUCUGCCCAGCCAGUUAUGCCAAGCUCAGCCAUGUCUAGUCCAGCUCUGCCGAGCUCAGUGCUGCACUGCCAUACGGAGCUGCCCAUUGAUGAACAGAUGAGAACCACGAGGCCAGCGCUGGAACUGAAGGAACUCCCAGCCAAUCUCAAAUACAUGUUCUUAGAAGAGAAAAAGGAAAAGCCGAGGUUCAGAUCGGUAGCGUUGUCCCUGAAUAAAGAAGGCGUGUUGCCAAAGGACGUGUUUGACCCUGGCGCAGCCCAUUCUAAGGAGAAUUUCAGAGGAGACAGACAUCGCAUGAAAUCCUACUAUGGGCGGAGUAUUCCGAUGGUGGUGGAGUCUCACACUCUGCACGAUCCUCACUAA